AUGGACUUUAUAAAUGAUAAAUAUGCUGUAAUUCCAAAAUCUUUGAAGGUAAUAUUAAUUCUUUAAGAGAGAGUGAUGAAGAAAUUUAAAAAAAUAUGGCUCCUGAAAGUAAUUCAUUUGUUGAGAGAGCUAAGUUUUUAUUAAUAAAUGGUUAAAGUUUCUAAAAAAUGUUUGUCGUUAAAAAUAUUUAAGAAUCAUUGUCUAAUCCUAAAGGAGCUUAACAAUUAUUAGAAAUAAUUGCUAAUUAAUUACUUUAAUUGCAUGAGGAAACCUUAAUAUAAGAAUACAUCAAAGCAGUGAGUGAAAUAUUCAAUAAAAUUUAAGUAUUAAGAAUUAAUAUUUUAGAUCACUAAUUAAUUGAAACAAUCUUAUAGUGAUAUUUGCUUUAAUAUGUUUACAAAAUAAUAUCAAUAAUAUGAUAUUAUUAAUUCUUGUGCAGAAAUACUUAAAUAUUUAGAUGACCUAGAAAUUUAUAAAGAAGGAUUAUAUCUUGAGACAGACAAUCAAAUGUAUUAAAUUCUAAAAAUUAUUGAAAUAUAUUAUCAUAAAUUUACACCUGAGUUAAAAAAAUAGGCUCACCUUCAAAUUAAAUCAAGUAUGAAACAUAAAGAUGAAAGAGUUCGUAAAAUUAUUUCAGAAAUAUUAUUAAGUAAUCAGUAAUUAUAAAAAUCCAUAUUACAUGAAUUUGAUUGGAUUGAUAAAUUUACAACAUUAAUUUAUGAUUAAUCUAAAGAAGUUAGAAUGAGUUCGGCCAAAUUUUUUUUAGCUACUUAUGAACUGAAUGAAGAUAUUCAUAAAACAAGGUUGCUUCUUCUCUUAGAAAAUAUUAUCAAAUAAUUGGAUUCAUCUUAAUUUUAGUUUUGUCAAUUAAUUUCAUUAUAUGUACUAUAUAUAAUCAUAUUUAGAGUUUAAACUCAGAUAAUUUAUAAUCUCUUUUAAUUGAUAAAAUUAAUGAAAUUAUUGAUAUUAGUAAUGAGAAUGUUUUCCUAUUUUUAGAAUCAUUACAUACAUAUUAUCCAACAAUAAAAUAAUUUAAUGAAAAAAACUCAAUUUUCAUAGAUGAAUUGUUAUUAAAUUCUAUAUAAAUCAUUUCUGAAGAUUUGAGAGAUUAUGACAUUUUUAAGUGUUUGACUAAUUUAUUUUCAAGUUUAUCCUAAGAUAUGUAAUUUAAAGUAAUUUAAAAAUUAUUUAUCAAUUUUGAAAUAAAUUAGUUAUUAUUUAUUCCUUAUUUAUCUGAAAUAAUUGAAAAAGCAACAUUGAUAAAUAAAAAUAAAAUUUGGCUUUAAUAACUUUAAACUAUAUAUGAAACAUUUAAGAAAAAUGUUUUUUUAUAUGAAAUAAAAGGAUUAUGGAAUGAAAUAUCAAACAUGAUAGAUUCAAUGAUAAUAAUAUCAAGAAUAUUAUUUUUAUAGAAGGAUUUUCUGUAAUAAUGUUUAAAAAUGAGUCAUAUGGGUUCAAAAUUUAUAAGAGAUAAAAUAAUGAAUCUUCUGAUUGAAAAAAUCAUUGAAUUAGAUUCAUUAGAAAGCAGAGAUUUAAUAAUUCAAAAUUAUUCAGGUUUCAUUAAUCAUUAAAAUUAUUAAUUAAGAUAAUUAUCGAUAGAAUUUAUCAAUAAAUUAUGUUAAUAACGAUCAAGGAAAUUCUUUACAUCAAACAAUCUUAUUAAUGUAUUAUAAUUGUAGUAUGAUCCUGUUGCUUUAGUAAGGGCUAAAAUUCCAAAAUUGUUAUUGUAAAUAAAGCUAUUAUUUUGGAAUGAUGAAAAGGAAAUUCUCACCAGAAUUGCUUAAAUUUUUUAAAACUUGAUGAACGAUAAGAAAUAAUACAUUUAAUAAGUACAUGCUUAUAUAACAAGAUUUCCAAAGACUUUUGGGUCGAAUUAUCAAAUAUUUAAUAUUCGAAUGCUUAAAAAACAAUUGAGUAAAAUUAAAUAAUGGAUGAAAGAGAACAAUAAGAAUAUGCAAAUUUAAAAGUAUAUAGAUAUUAAUAUAAGGUAAUUAAAUAACAGUUGUUGCUAAAUCCAAAAAAUAUAAAAACAGAUGUUAGUAAAUCCAGAAAUUAAACUCCUACAACAAGAUUGCCACCUCUAAAUAAAAGAUAGAAUAAUUUCUUACAAAUUCCUAAAGGUGUGUAGCCUAGAAAAACUUCUGCUUAAAGAGUUAUUUAAUCAAAGUCUCCCCAACCCUUUAAAUGA
This is a messenger RNA of Paramecium sonneborni, 2188 nucleotides long. Lineage: Eukaryota; Ciliophora; Oligohymenophorea; Peniculida; Parameciidae. The record is from the annotation of a GenBank genome assembly.